Messenger RNA from Trichophyton rubrum CBS 118892, 312 nucleotides. RefSeq lists its product as uncharacterized. The transcript has 3 exons. The coding region runs from base 1 to 312 and encodes 103 amino acids. NCBI's taxonomy places the organism in Eukaryota, Fungi, Ascomycota, Eurotiomycetes, Onygenales, Arthrodermataceae. The record is from RefSeq and is a predicted model, not a curated record. Gene Ontology annotation, biological process: fatty acid metabolic process. Gene Ontology annotation, molecular function: long-chain fatty acyl-CoA binding.
AUGUCUUCACCAGAAUUCUUAGCCGCCGCUGAAGCCAGCCGAAAACUCCUCGCUAAGCCAAGUGAUGAUGAACUCUUGACUCUCUAUGCCCUCUUCAAGCAAGGAAAACAAGACCCUCCAUUCGACCAGGCUCCUGCUCCAGGAAUGUUCGACUUAAAGGGAAAAUACAAGUAUGCCAAGUGGAAAGCGACUGUUGACGAAGGAGUUACCCCAGAGCAAGCGCAAGAGCGAUACAUUGAGCUUGUCGAAAAUCUAAAGGCCAAGUAUGGCUAUGAUGAGUCCAAGCAACCAGAAUCUGUUGGUGCUCAAUAG